Molecule: messenger RNA, 1056 nt
Organism: Pleurotus ostreatus (oyster mushroom)
Lineage: Eukaryota; Fungi; Basidiomycota; Agaricomycetes; Agaricales; Pleurotaceae
Gene: DRE2
Product: electron carrier
Exons: 4
Coding region: 1-1056 (351 amino acids)
Biological process (GO): iron-sulfur cluster assembly
Cellular component (GO): cytoplasm
Molecular function (GO): iron-sulfur cluster binding
Source: RefSeq, a predicted model, not a curated record
AUGACCGAUUCCCUUGACGAGCUGUCCGAAGUGGCUGAUUCAGGAUGUCGUGAUGCAAAUACCCCCCACAUCGUCAAAAAGUCCAUGUCGCCUGCGGCCGUAUACACCACUGGGGUCACUACCCAAUAUCAGCCCCUAGCCACCAAAGCAACUGGAUCUACUCUCGUAAUCGGCUCCCCGUCGACCGCUAGAGAUGGACAGUACCAGGCUCUAAUAACAGAGCUGGAGAACGAUGCUGGGACUGUCGAGAAGCAGAUGCUAGAUCGUCUGGUAGAUGCAGCGACCACAAUGCAACCCAGCUCCUAUGCAGCGGUUCACAUAACGCUUGACUCAUCGGAGUACGAAGGAUUGCUGCCCAAUCUCCCAGCACUCUUGUUGCAGAUCCAGGAAGGCUUGAACCCCCUUGGCACGCUCCAUCUCCGCAAUCUCACUUCGACUCUCAGCACAAUUCCUUCGGAGCUGACUCUCGCUGGAUUCACAAUACUGUCGGGGCUUAACGCCGACGGCAGCAUAAUAGCACAAAAGCCAGGCCACUCUACUGGCGCCGUAUUUUCGCUGAAGAAGCAAGCGCAACGCUUGAAUGGCAGUGCGCCCAUCGCGGCCCUGCCCCGACGCAAGACGGACAAUGCGACGAAGAAGGCUCUUUGGUCUCUUAACGCACCAUCCGCUGCGAAGAUUGAUGCUGAGGCCCUGCUCACACCAGCCGAUCGGGAGCGUCCUGUCCCGCUGUGCGAGCCCGUCAACCCAUCGGCGCCCCGCAGGAAGCGGGCGUGCAAGAACUGCACAUGCGGUCUUGCCGAGCUGGAGCAAGAGGAACUUCGGCAGAGCAAUGUAGUCAUCAUUGACGGUUCGCAGGACGGUGGAGCGCGAGAGGUUUCGCAGGCGGAGAAGGAACGUUUGCAGAAAGCGGCUCAGGCCGCAUCAAAGGCCACCAGCAGCUGUGGGAACUGCUAUCUUGGAGAUGCCUUCCGGUGUGCGAGUUGUCCUUAUCUUGGGCUUCCUGCUUUCAAGCCGGGCGAAAAGGUCGUCAUCGAUUUGGGUAUGGAUGAUAUUUGA